UCAUGAUGUUUACAUCUGUUUCUUACAUCUGCAGGGGAAAUGAUAACUGAAUCAGUAUCUGAUUAGGAUUCUGAUAAAGACACAGCACAGCCACAAAGUGCUAGAGAGACAUUAAUGUCAUCACUGUAACAGAACAGGAGCUUUAAUAUCUUUCUGAAGUGGAGUUGGUGUGGAAUUCUGUGAGUGUGAACUGAGGAUGAAGAUCCUCCUCAUCUUCACCCUCUGCUUGAUCUCAGAUGGAGGAGCCUCCAAGGAAGUAACAGGAUAUUCAGGAGGAGGAGUCCUUGUCAAGUGCAAGUAUGAUACAAAAUACACACAAAACCCAAAAUAUUUCUGUAAGGGUUCACCUCUAUUCUGUUCUGACCAAAUAAAGACAGGAGCGAAAAACACAUCGAUAAAUUUAGGAAGAUUCUCACUGUUCGAUGACACCAAAUCAGCAGAGUUCAGGGUGAUGAUCAGGGAGCUCACUGUACAGGACACUGGGACGUACCAAUGUGGAGUUGAUAUACCUAAAGAGAUAGACAUUUAUACAUGGGUGGACCUGGAGGUAAAGGAAGAUCUGUCCUAUGAGAAGUCCAUCAGUAAGACUGUUCAUGUAGGAGGAGAUUUGAACAUCAGUUGUAAAUACCCAGAAUCCAUCAGAAGUGGCCCCAAGUUUCUCUGCAAGACGAAGCUGCAACAAGCUGCUUAUUUUUAUAAAGAAUCUGUUAAAGAAAGCAUAAAGGAUGGAAAUGGCACCGAUUCGGUGGAAUGGCUUGGGGAAUUCUCCCUGUAUGAUGACAGACCAAAACAAAUCUUCACUGUCAGUAUUAGAAAUGUGACUGAGCAGGACUCUGGUGAAUACUGGUGUGGAGCUGAAGCAGCCUGGACAACUGAUCAUGGAUACAAGGUUUAUUUCACACGAAUCAACUUGAUAGUUACUGCUACAUCAUCAUCACCACCAUCACCACCAUCUUGGCUUCCACCAGCUUCUUCUCCACCAGGAUUUUCAGCUUCCACUGUGAUCCCUGUGUUUAUGAUUGUGCUGCUACUUCUGAUUGGAAUCAUAUUCCUCAUUGUGAUUCUCCAAAUAAAAUGCACAAUGAAAGCAGGAACAGCUUGUAUUUUCAGGAGUUCAGUCCAACAUUCACAAAACAACCAAAUGGUUCCUCUUGAUGUCUGUGAUUAUGAGGAGAUUAGAGACACCAGAAAACGUUCUGCCUCAGAUGCUGCAACUUCCACAGUUUACACUACUGCUCAACUACCAGCAGUCCCCUCUGAUUCUCAAAAUAUUUAUGCCAACAUGGUCUUACACACAGGUUACUGUGAGUCGAUGUAUUCUACUCCUAAACUACCAACAAACCAUCCUGAUCAAGACAUCUAUUCCACUGCUCAGUUACCCACAAAUCUGUCUGAUUCUUCAGUUUUCUGAGAAAUCUGCUGAAGGAAUCUGAUGAAGCAUGUUUUCACUCAAAUACCACAAGCGCUACACUGCAAAAAAUGAUCUCUUGUUGAGAAAAAAUA
This is a messenger RNA of Neoarius graeffei (lesser salmon catfish), 1503 nucleotides long. RefSeq names its product polymeric immunoglobulin receptor-like. The coding region runs from base 197 to 1411 and encodes 404 amino acids. The transcript has 8 exons. NCBI's taxonomy places the organism in Eukaryota, Metazoa, Chordata, Actinopteri, Siluriformes, Ariidae. The record is from RefSeq and is a predicted model, not a curated record.